UGUGAACUUAUUGACACAUAUGGCUUGGAUGUUGUGCAAGCUUAUAUGUCUCACAUACAACAUAAUGCCGAACUUGCUGUGCGGAGGUUGUUGAAAGAGGUUGAACUUCCUUUCAAGCUGAGUGAAUUAGAAUCUGCCACUUUACUUAUCAGCGUGGAUGCUUUUUUUUUCAGAGUUGCUAGUAAAGAAAAAAACGAGAAGGGAUUGACGAAAUUGCAUGCAAUGGACCUUAUGGAUGAUGGAACACCCAUUUGCCUGACCAUUGAAAUUGAUGAGAAAACGGUUGGUUUGUAUGUUGCUUUUUGCAAAGGCUUCGGGAAAUUUCGCUUACGAGUCAAAACUGCCUUCUUUUUUUUUGAGGAUAAACCGGAUUCCCUCAGUAACAGUUCUCGUCUUUCUCUCGCGCCAUGUCUCUGA
Gongylonema pulchrum is the source of this 417-nucleotide messenger RNA. NCBI's taxonomy places the organism in Eukaryota, Metazoa, Nematoda, Chromadorea, Rhabditida, Gongylonematidae. The record is from the annotation of a GenBank genome assembly.